GUUGCAAGAAGCCAGUCUCUGCAUCAGAGAAGGAGAUGGACUGGGCUCAGAUAGCCUGCCACCGAUGUCUGGUUUACCUGGGGGAUUUAGCUCGAUAUCAGAAUGAAUUGGCAGGCGUGGACACAGAAUUGCUGGCUGAAAGAUUUUACUAUCAAGCUCUCUCUGUCGCCCCACAAAUUGGGAUGCCUUUUAACCAACUUGGGACGCUGGCUGGGAGUAAAUACUACAAUGUGGAAGCUACCUAUUGCUACCUGCGCUGCAUCCAGUCGGAAGUGUCCUUUGAAGGCGCUUACGGGAAUCUGAAGCGCCUCUAUGACAAGGCAGCCAAAAUGUAUCACCAGCUGAAGAAAUGCGAGACCCGGAAGCUGUCCUCAAGCAAAAAAAGGUGCAAAGACAUUAAAAGGUUACUGGUGAGCUUCAUGUAUCUACAGAGCCUCUUUCAGCCAAAGAGUAGUUCUGCUGACUCGGAGCUGACCUCCCUCUGCCAGUCAGUCCUGGAGGAAUUGAACCUCUGCCUUUUCUACUUGCCCUCUUCACCCCACCCGACCUCCACUGUGGAGGAGGAGGAGGAGUGGGAGAACGGCUGCUCCUUCCUGCCGGACCUGCUCAUCUUCCGCAUGAUCGUCAUUUGCCUGAUGAGCGUCCACAGCCUCAAGAGGGCAGGCUCCAGACAGUACAGUGCAGCCAUUGCAUUCACCCUGGCCCUUUUUUCACACCUGAUUAACCAUGUCAACAUCCGCCUCCAAGCCGAACUGGAAGAAGGAGAGAACCCAGUUCCAGCCUUCCAGAACGAUGGCACCGAGGGCCCAGAGGCCCAGGAGACGGCAAACUCCGUCGAGAGAGAAAGUGAAGCUGACUCGGCUGGCCCCCGGCCCCCUGGGGAGCCACAGCAGAACGACAGCCAAAAGGGCAAAAAGUAUUCGCGCCUCUCUUGCCUGCGCCGUCGCCGCCGGGCCCAGAAGCUGGAUGAGAGUGACCUGAGCGAGGGCUUCGACUCAGAUUCCAGUCCAGAGUCCACCAAAGCCAGUGGCGCCUCGGAGACGGGCUCCGAGAAGAGCGACGAAGAAGCCGAGGCGGCCUUUGACAUGGAGUCUGAUUCCGACAUGAACAGCCAGGAAUCCCGCUCGGAUCUGGAAGACAUGGAGGAAGAGGAGGCCGAGGCUGAAGGGGGCAAUGGAAAGUGGGGCCAGCCCCGGGGUGUCAAGAACGGGACCAGGGGAGCCCCAGACUUUUUGGCCAGUGAAGGGGGUCGGCUGCCAGACUUGAAGGGCCCUGGCCUCCCCAAGACUGACCCUCCAGAGCCUGUGGCCAACGGGCCGGGCUCCUUGGGUGGCAGUGAGGCCAGCAUCGCCAGCAACCUGCAGGCCAUGUCCACGCAGCUCUUCCAGACCAAGCGGUGCUUCCGGCUGGCCCCCACUUUCAGCAACGUCCUUCUGAAGCCGGGCUGUGGGCCGCCCACUCCGAAGGAGGCAACAGGAGAUGGCAAGCCUUGCGUCAACGGGGACGUGGAGAGGUCCUUGGCACCUGAGCCAG
Molecule: messenger RNA, 1533 nt
Organism: Notechis scutatus (mainland tiger snake)
Lineage: Eukaryota; Metazoa; Chordata; Lepidosauria; Squamata; Elapidae
Source: RefSeq, a predicted model, not a curated record